This is a messenger RNA of Heterobilharzia americana, 1527 nucleotides long. Lineage: Eukaryota; Metazoa; Platyhelminthes; Trematoda; Strigeidida; Schistosomatidae. The record is from the annotation of a GenBank genome assembly.
AUGACGUACUCAGGAAAAUUGCUAUUCAUUGAACUAAACAUCUUAUGGAGCUUACUGCUGUCCUAUCUGUGUUCCAUUGAAAAUCAGGUUGGUUGGAUAAGCAAUGGAGUUGAGCAGAUUGAUAAUACUACUCUUUAUCAAAUAUUAUCAGUUGAAAAACAUGUUGUUGUUUACUUUUACAAUCAUGCCGAAAAACAAAAACUAAUUAAUGAACAAUUUCUUGAUAUGAUUUAUAAGAUAAAUGCAACUAGGCUUCCAGUGUCAGCAUUUACUCUGUGUGCGACUUACUUUGAAGAUGUCGUAGAAAAACUAAAUAUCUAUUCACCGUCAGUCACAUACUUUUACAAUGGUGGACAAUAUAAAUUUGAAUUUAAAGAAACAAUGAGAGUCAAUCAAUACGGUGCUAACUCAAUGUAUGAAUGGAUACGACGAAAAGUAGGCUCUCCAAUUAAACUAUUAAGAAAUUUGCAUGAAACAAAAGAGCUAAUCAGUAAAAAUAAACUGAUUGUAAUUAUGUUCAUGAAGCCGAGUGAUUUGAUUUAUUCAGGAAAUUGGGAUAUUGAAUCUUUGGGCUCUUUUCUACUUAUUGAAUCUUCCCCAUAUGUCAGUGAAUUUCAACCAAGUGAACUAACCUAUUUUGAUAGUAGUAUAAUCAGAUUUAAUGCGUAUCUAUUUCUUCUACAAUCUGAUCCAGAAUUUUCACAAGUAAUAAACACUUAUCAAAAGGCAUGUAAACUGUUUCGACCAAAGAUACGUUGUUAUUUUGUUAAUAUGGCCAAGAAGGCAAAUUUAGUUUUCGCUAAGCAGCAAGGUGUACACAUGGGUUAUGGUUAUCCUCGAUUUCACUUGGUAGCUACUUCCUUAACAAAACCAUCACUACAUUACCGUUUAAGAGGAGGUAAAUUCGAAUUCGGACAAAAGAACUUUCAUGAUCCUGACCUGAUGAAUUUGAUUAAAACUCAGGAAAUCACUACAUUUUUCAACAAACUUCUCCAACAUAAAUUAUCUCCUUUUUACAUAAGUGAAGUUAUUCCAGAGGAUUAUGAUGACUUCAGUGAAUAUGAGAAUUUAGCGCAUAUACCCGUGACUGACACGCAGAAAACGUCACCCAAUAAACUUAGAUUUGUGAGCAAAAUCGUUGGAGCAACAUUCAAGAGAUUAGCGAAGAAUUCAGAUUGGACAUCUGUUGUGUAUUUUACAGCAAAGUGGUGUAUUGGAUGUAAUCGAACAAUUUAUGAGCAUUUUACAAAAUUAGCUCAAUAUUAUCAUAAACUUGGUCGAGAAGACUUAUUAUUUGGCUAUUCUAACUACGAAAUAAAUGAAUAUGAGGGAUUAAAAGCUGCGAAAAUGCCCAGGAUCAAAAUAUUCCCUAAAGAAUCACAAGAUGAAAUUGACUUUGAUGGUGUCGAAAGCUUCAAUGAUAUAAAGGACUUCAUUGAGACCUCAGGAGUAAAAUUCAUAUCAUAUGAAGUAAACUUUUUGUCUAAUUUGAUUCAUGAAUUCCCUUUAUUUAUGAAUAACAUUUAG